AUGGCACACUUUUACCACGUGACUACGCAGCGUCCUACUGCUGUGGUGAAAACGUGUACAGGUCACUUCACCAGUCCAAAUGAUUUAAACUUGCUCAUAUGUAAGAAUACUUAUGUCGAAGUUUUCGAGGUUACAUGUGAGGGCUUAAAGUUAAUACGUGAUGUGCCCAUUAACGCUAAAAUAAUUGCCGCCAGUUUGUUUAGACGAAAGGAUCGGGAAACAGAUUCGUUAUUUUUACUUACUCACAAGGCGGGCGUGGCCAUCAUUGAAUGUGUUCGGAGUAAUGACUCGAUCGAAUUUGUAACUGUAGCUUCAGGAAGUGUAGAAGAUCGAAGUGCACGAAUAAUUGACCAGGGAUUCGAUGUUUUGAUCGACCCAGGUGCCAACUACAUUGUUGUAAGGCUGUACCAUGGCCUGUUAAAAAUCAUAUUGCUUCACUGUAUUGGGGACAAAAUCGGUACUGACUUUUUGGAUACAAAUCAAUGGACUGUAAAUACUUACAGCGUGAGGAUUGAGGAGGGUAACAUUGUUGACAUGGCCUUUAUAUACGGCUAUAGCCUACCGACUUUUGCCAUGAUAUAUGAAGAUGAACUUGUAUUGCAUAUGAAAACGUAUGAAAUUUACGGACGAGAACCUGCGCUCCGCAAUGUUCAACUGACGCUGGAUUCUAUCGAACCGGAUUCAAAACUUCUUAUUCCAGUUCCAAAACCUUAUGGGGGCGUUAUUUUAGUUGGUGAUAAUAUUAUUUGCUACCAUACUAAAGAUGGACCCCAUAUAUCCCAAUACAUACCACAAGCAAAAGCAAGUCAAGUUCUGUGUUACGCUGCUGUUGAUGCUCAGCGUUAUUUAUUGGGUGACAUGGCUGGACGCUUAUACAUGGUACAUUUGCUCUCUGAAGACAGUUCGACGACGACAAACAUUGGUACUCUGAGUUUAGGUAAUACUGAAAGUCUUUCUACCGGUCGAAUUGGGUCUAUUCGAAUUGAACUACUUGGGGAGACUGCAACACCUGAAUCGAUAGCCUAUUUAGAUAACGGAGUGGUUUUUGUCGGUUCAACACUUGGUGAUUCACAAUUAAUUCGUCUCAAUCCUGAUCCAGAUCCUGAACGAAAUAGUUAUAUAACUAUUUUAGAAACUUAUACAAAUAUUGGACCAAUAGUUGACAUGGUCCUGUUAGAAACAAAAGGUCAAAAUCAGCUGAUUACAUGUUCAGGAGCUUAUAAAGAAGGCAGUUUACGUGUAAUACGUAAUGGAAUUGGCAUUCAUGAACAUGCAACGAUUGAUCAAGAUUUGAUUAAAGGAGCAUGGUGUUUCUCUAUUGAAUCCGAUCGUUUCGACGAUACAAUUGUUGUAUCCAUGGUUGGUCAAACUCAACUUCUGCGUCUUGCCGAUGAUGAUAUCACAGCCUUACAUCUAGAAGGUUUUAAAACUGAUGAACAAACUGUAUAUUGUGCUACACUAUCACCUGUGGAUGACUUAUCUAAAUCAGAGAGUAUGAUAAUUUUAGAGAACAAGGAUUCCACUACUGCUUGUGAUCCUUUACUUUUACAAGCUACAACAAGUGGUCUACGAUUGAUUGGUAUUCAAUCAUUUUGUGGUAAAGGUUGUCUAACAGAAUGGCGACCACCAACUGGACGUGGAAUCUCUUGUCUUAGCUCUUUUCAUCAUACAAUUGUUGUAGCAAGUGGAACCGAGUUGUAUGUCCUUAAAGUGAUUGGAGAAGCAAAUAAUCCGAAAUUUGAACAUGUUUCACAUAGACAAAUGGCUCAUGAAGUGGCUUGUGUUGAUCUAACCCCCUUUGAUCAUGGUCGUGCUAUAGCUGCAAUUAAUGCAGGUUCAUCAAAUCAUAUGGAAACAACUCCAUUAUCUACUCCAAAUGAAGCUGUACCACAUUUAGUUGCUGUUGGUUUAUGGUUAGGUCAUGGUCUUGCUUUACUGAAACUUCCUAACUUGGAACUUGUUCAUGAAGAACCACUGCCGGAGACAACUGCAUCAACUGGCACUGCUUUACUGCCUCGUUCUGUACUCAUUGCUCAGUUAGAGGAUAUGGCUUAUUUAUUCGCUGCAAUGGGUGAUGGCACGCUUUACUUUUAUACUAUUGAUCCUUCUGCAGAUCACAUUUGCUUACGUGAUACAAAACGUGUCAGUGCUGGAACUGGUCCAUCAAUGUUUCUUAGACAAUGGCGAUCUCAACGUAAAGUUAAUGUGUUUGUUUGUUCAAAUCAUCCAUGUGUGAUAUAUUCAAUUAAGAAUAAAUUGAUUUUUGCCAACUUAAAUCUUAAAGAAGUGAAUUUUAUGACUCCAUUGAAUGGAGUAUUUUACAAUGAUUGCAUUGCACUGGUUACUCCAUCUGCCCUCAUCAUUGGUUCUGUAGAUGAAAUUCAAAAAUUGCAUGUUAGAACUCUUCCUUUAGAGGAGACACCAAAACGUCUUGCACUACAAUCAGAAACUAGCAGUUUAGGCGUUAUCACCUACCGUCAAGAAAUAUUUCAAGAGGGUAUGGGCUUUAAACCUGUUCGACCAUCAAUUUCUUUAUCACAGAAAAUCCCAAAAUCGGCUAGUGGACUUCCGAAAACUGCACCGUCUUCAGUUUCUGCGACUGAACGAAAGUUCCGUGAAAUUGAAGUAUCUUCCCUUCUCAUAUUCAAUCAAUCCAAUCUAGAGAUUCAAUUUGCACACAAUUUUUACUUUAGUCAAACACUGGUCGAAGUUGCUGUCAGUAUAGCAUCUGUUCAAUCGGAUAUUCAUAAUGGUCCAUUGUUUGCUGUAGGUACUGCAUUUUUAGUGGAAGAUGAAGUAGAGCCAUCUAAAGGUCGAAUUCAUUUAUUUCGUUGGGAUCCUGAAUCUUCAAGAUUAGAAACUGUUCAAGUUCAUGAUGUAAAUGGUUCAGUCUAUCGAAUACUUGAUUUUAAUGGUCGUUUAUUAGCUGCUAUCAAUAGUUCGGUGAGACUUUUUGAUAUUAAAGAGGAUUCUUUACGAUUGGCAUGUAGUUUCAAUGAGAGUAUUAUUGCUUUAUUCCUUCGUCGAAAAGGUGAUUUUGUUCUUGUCGGUGAUUUAAUGCGUUCAUUAACGCUACUACUAUUCAAAGCGAAUGUCAACAAUUUUGAAGCUAUUGGAAGACAUCGGCAUCCUCGUUGGACAACAUGUAUUGAAAUUCUUGAUGAUGAACACUUUCUUGCCGCUGAAGUGGAAAAUAAUCUUUUUGUCGUUUCAAGAGAUUUACCGGAAAAUACUAAAGAACCAAGUUUUCGUGCUUUAUUUACAUCACCUGAAUCUUGUGUCUUACCAUCAUUAUCUUCACAUUUACAAUCAAAUAAGACAGGUUCGUCUACACAGUCUGGAAGCAUUACAACAGGUGAAGCUAUUGCUUCUAAUACUACAUCGAGUACAACUUCUGUGAGUUCAACAACAUCUGCAGCAGAAAGUCGAAGUAAUGCACCAUCGAGUCGUCACUUUCUUGAUUCUCGUCUUACUGGCACAAAACCAAAUUCAAGCGGUGUAUCCGGAGAAAUGCAACGCUUAGUUGACUGUGCUUAUUUUCAUACAGGAGAUUUCGUUAAUGUAUUUGUGCGUGGUAAUCUUGUACUUCAAAAUACUGAAGAACGUUGGACAGCUAUUGGUUAUCCUGGUCAUUUAUAUGGUACUGUCAAUGGUGGUUUAGGCCUUCUUGUUCAACUUUCUCCUAUUUUAUUUGCAUUUUUAAAAGAAAUUGAAUUUCGAUUAACUAAUCUAGUUGUUCCUGUCGGUGGAUUUGCACAUGAUACAUGGAGAGCUUUUAAAGCAGAUCGUGAAAUUAAAAUGGCGCAUAAUUUUGUAGAUGGUGAUCUUAUUGAAACAGUUACAGAUUUGAAUAUGGAAGAUAAAACAAAAUUAGUUAAAGGCUUACGUAUACCGGUAAAUAUGAGUGAGUUUGGAACAGCUGGUUUUACGUGUACUUCGGAUCCUGAAACACGAGAAUGUACUGUCGAGGAUUUGGUCAAAGUUGUCGAAGAAAUGGCACGUUUGCAUUAA
This is a messenger RNA of Heterobilharzia americana, 4011 nucleotides long. Lineage: Eukaryota; Metazoa; Platyhelminthes; Trematoda; Strigeidida; Schistosomatidae. The record is from the annotation of a GenBank genome assembly.